Messenger RNA from Nematolebias whitei (Rio pearlfish), 1763 nucleotides. RefSeq names its product serine/threonine-protein phosphatase 4 catalytic subunit B. Gene Ontology annotation, biological process: peptidyl-serine dephosphorylation; double-strand break repair via homologous recombination. Bases 276 to 1211 code for a protein of 311 amino acids. Gene Ontology annotation, cellular component: nucleus; cytoplasm. NCBI's taxonomy places the organism in Eukaryota, Metazoa, Chordata, Actinopteri, Cyprinodontiformes, Rivulidae. The record is from RefSeq and is a predicted model, not a curated record. The transcript has 9 exons. Gene Ontology annotation, molecular function: protein serine/threonine phosphatase activity.
AGAGUCCACCGUGUAGCUGGACUGAACCGGUAGAGGCGCCAGGGGCCAAACCGAGAAGCCGGUGAGCGAAAGAACCAACAAUCUACCGGAUAAAACGUUGAUGAUUGUUUGUCACGCUCCUGCGAACACGAGACACUUUCUUCUAAACAUUUAAACUUGUUGAAGUUGAAGGAUCCUGUCUACAGCUUGUGGCUGUUAGCUCCGGUGUUUGGGAGAAAGGAGCAACAAAGCCAGUGACUGCUGCAGAGGUUUAAACUCUCUGAGCAGAUCUUUGCAUGUGUGUGACCAUGGGGGACAUCAGUGACCUGGACAGACAGAUAGAGCAGCUCAGACGCUGUGAGCUCAUCAAGGAAAAUGAAGUCAAAGCACUGUGUGCCAAAGCCAGAGAAAUUUUGGUUGAAGAAAGCAAUGUCCAGAGAGUAGACUCUCCUGUCACAGUGUGUGGUGAUAUACACGGUCAGUUCUAUGACCUGAAAGAGCUCUUCAGGGUGGGCGGAGAUGUUCCAGAGACAAAUUACCUCUUUAUGGGAGACUUUGUGGACCGAGGCUUCUACAGCGUGGAGACGUUUCUGCUGCUGUUGGCUCUUAAGGUCCGUUAUCCAGACAGAAUAACUUUGAUCCGAGGAAAUCACGAGUCUCGACAAAUCACUCAGGUUUACGGCUUCUACGAUGAAUGUCUGCGCAAGUACGGCUCCGUCACAGUGUGGAGAUACUGCACGGAGAUAUUCGACUACCUGUCCCUGUCUGCUAUUAUCGAUGGCAAGAUCUUCUGCGUGCACGGUGGUUUGUCUCCGUCCAUCCAGACGUUGGACCAGAUCAGGACCAUUGACAGAAAACAAGAAGUGCCCCACGAUGGACCCAUGUGUGACCUUUUGUGGUCCGACCCAGAAGACACCACGGGGUGGGGCGUGAGUCCCAGAGGUGCAGGCUACUUGUUUGGGAGCGACGUGGUGGCGCAGUUCAACGCCGCCAACGACAUCCACAUGAUCUGUCGAGCGCACCAGCUGGUGAUGGAGGGCUACAAGUGGCACUUCAACGAGACGGUUCUCACCGUGUGGUCAGCCCCCAACUACUGCUACAGGUGUGGUAAUGUGGCGGCCAUCUUGGAGCUGGAUGAGCAUCUACAGCGGGAGUUCAUCAUAUUCGAAGCAGCCCCCCAAGAGACCAGAGGCAUCCCCUCCAAGAAGCCAGUAGCUGACUACUUCCUGUAACGCCUCUGAGCAGGCAGCCAUGACGUGUCUCCACCGUUGACCCCCCCCGUUCUGCUGCAGCUCAGUUCUGGUAGCAGAUCCACCUGACCUUGUGAAGCUCUCACGCAGCUCCGUUUGAAGAGCUGGAUUUUUGCCUGACUGCCCGAGCCUGACGGAGCAGUUGGUGUGAAAGGGUGCGGCUGAUCCCGGGCCCACGACUGUUCGUCUUCAUCUUCCAUUUCUCUGUACAUAGAACAUUCUCCUGUCCACCACGUUGCUCUCACCGUUUGUUUUUUAUCACUAAAUGUUUUUUAGGUUUAGAGCUGCUUGGAUAAAGUUCAUUUUCAAAAAUAUACAGGAUUUUUACAAUUUUAUCAUUUAAGGACUUCCCUCCGUGCACACGUUGUCUUUGAGUUGUGUAGUCGUUGCUGCCAGGAGUGACACCCCCGCUCUUAACGGUCACAAACAGCGGAGAGAAACUGUUCUCCAGGAGACUGCGCUUCACUCUGUUCUUCAUUCUUUUAAAUCUAAACAACUACUUCUGUCACUUUUGAUAUUGUGAGAAUAAAGUUU